Messenger RNA from Nelumbo nucifera (sacred lotus), 829 nucleotides. Its product is annotated as rust resistance kinase Lr10-like. Gene Ontology annotation, biological process: protein phosphorylation. The record is from RefSeq and is a predicted model, not a curated record. Gene Ontology annotation, molecular function: polysaccharide binding; protein kinase activity; ATP binding. Lineage: Eukaryota; Viridiplantae; Streptophyta; Magnoliopsida; Proteales; Nelumbonaceae.
UCCCGGCUCUCCCCCAGCUAGAUCCUGGAGAACUGCAGCUCGGAGAUGGGUGGUGGUUGUAGGAGUAGUAGCAGACAGCCACAAGUGAUUCUUGUUCGACAAUUGCUCAUCUCCUUAGUCUUGUUCAUACUCGCCUCAGCAGACGCAGAAGAAAACCAAGACAACUGCACGAUAUCAGAAUGCAAGCAUCAUGGCCCUGCCAUCCGAUUCCCCUUCAGGCUAAAAGAAGACCGGCAGCAGAGUCACUGUGGCUAUCCUGGGUUCGAGCUAUCUUGUACUGCAAAUAAAGAAACCAAACUGGAGCUACCAUUUUCGGGUGCCUUCCUUGUAAAAGCCAUAGAUUACAGAUCCCAACUGAUAGAAAYCUAUGACCCUCAGGGCUGUAUCAUCAAACGUCUUCUACACCUCAAUUUCUCUACAUCUCCCUUCCACCAAACACUCUCUUCAGAUGGUAACGAUUAUUAUGACCUCAUUAUCAUAUUGAAUUGCUCAUCAACAGAAUUAAGAGGUAAAGCGCACCGAAUCAAUUGCCUUGAAGUUUCCGGUUACCAAGUUUUUGCUGUUCAUGUUUUGGAUGAUGACUGGCUGAGUGGCUAUAUGCCCCCACCGUCUUGCCAUAAAGUGAGGACCAUCUCAGUUCCAUUUUCGAAUCAUUUUCUGUCUCAUAUCAAUGACCCAGAUUCAAGCCUCUUMUUCGGUUGGAAAUCACCAAAUUGUUCAUACUGCAAUGAAAAGGGCAAGAGAUGUGCUUUCAAGAAUAACACCAGUACUGGAUCUAUUUGGUGUCUUGACAUUCCGACUAAAGGUAUUACGCUGUAAUUUAUUUAUU